AUAGGUGUAUUACUUAGUGUUGAGACUAAGAAUUUAAUCUCAUUGAUGGUUGUAAUUUGUGUUUCAUUUUUGCUUGAGAAGAUUAGUGAAAACAGUUGAAAAUCCUAUGUGACAGAUCAUGGUUUUACUCCCUUGAGCAAGGAGGUUUCCACGUAAAACCAUUGUGCCCGAUUUACUUUGAGGAAUUUAUUUUCCACACUUUUACUUCAGCUACUGUUCUUGCUGAGUCAAGGAACUUGGUCCGUUGACUGAUAGUGGACGCAUACAUUCCAACAGAGAGACAUGGGUCCAUGGUGGAAUAAUUGAGUUUCAGCUUUCUAUAUUUCAUUCCAACAUCUUACUUAGAUUCAUUGCUAACUCACAACAAUUCCAGUAAUCUACACAUAUAUCUAAUUUUAAGUUCAACAUUUAUAUAUGGCUGAAGCUUUCCUUCAAAUUCUGCUAGAAAAUAUCACUUCUUUCAUCCAAGGGGAACUUGGAUUACUUCUCGGUUUUGAAAAUGAGUUUGAAAAUAUUUCGAGCAGGUUUUCUACAAUCCAAGCGGUGCUUGAAGAUGCUCAGGAGAAGCAACUUAAGGACAAAGCAAUUAAAAGCUGGUUACAGAAACUCAAUGCUGCUGCGUAUAAAGUUGAUGACAUAUUGGACGAAUGUAAAUAUGAGGGAGCAAGACUCAAGCAGUCUCGAUUAGGGCGUUAUCAUCCAAAGACUAUUGCUUUCCGUCACAAGAUUGGUAAAAGGAUAAAAGAGAUGAUGGAGAAACUAGAUGCAAUUGCUAAGGAAAGAACGGAUUUUCAUUUGCACGAAAAGAUUAUAGAAAGACAAGUUGCUAGACCGAAAACAGGUGCUCAUCUUAAAUUAGUAUUACAACAAUAACUAUAUUCAUUUUUUUGGCAAUUAUCAAAUUCAUUUGUGUGUUUGGGGUAAGGGAAAGUUUCAAAUAUUUUCCCUAAAUGUUAGUCUUAAGGACUCGUUUGGUAGGCGGUAUUAAAUAGAAUAGUCCAUGGAUUAAAAUUUAAUCCAUCUAAUACAUUAUUUGGUUACAUUAUUUUAUUGAAUCCAUGGAUUGCUUAUACAUCAUAUAUGGUCUUAUUUUAUCCCUAGUAAAUGGAGGGAUAACUAAUUCAAGGUUUGUUAAACCUUGGAUAAGACCCCUAAAUG
Messenger RNA from Solanum tuberosum (potato), 1158 nucleotides. Its product is annotated as putative disease resistance protein RGA3. The record is from RefSeq and is a predicted model, not a curated record. The coding region runs from base 415 to 873 and encodes 152 amino acids. NCBI's taxonomy places the organism in Eukaryota, Viridiplantae, Streptophyta, Magnoliopsida, Solanales, Solanaceae. The transcript has a single exon.